Hypoxylon trugodes is the source of this 342-nucleotide messenger RNA. RefSeq lists its product as uncharacterized. The record is from RefSeq and is a predicted model, not a curated record. Bases 1 to 342 code for a protein of 113 amino acids. Lineage: Eukaryota; Fungi; Ascomycota; Sordariomycetes; Xylariales; Hypoxylaceae. The transcript has a single exon.
AUGGCUGACAAACUCAUCGUUGAUGUCAUCGCCGGGGACAAAACUACGCAAGGCCACACAAAGAAGUGCGUCCUUGAGUUCAAUUGCAAACCCAUCUGGGGGUAUCCAAAGCUGGUCCACUGUCAUGAAAACACAACCCAGAUAGCAGAAGCCCUUACCAAGGCGGAUAGCCGCUUCGUGCUCUAUAUUACAGAGAGGCCCCACUCAGUUGAAGGUCACGCAGCCAGAAUCACUAUCAAGAAGGGCAACACUGUUUAUCUGGACAAGCUGCACACCCACGACAACAUGAUAGGACUACGUGACGCUAUCAACAAGGCUCUCGAGGACGACGACAAGAAAUGA